Cuculus canorus (common cuckoo) is the source of this 5573-nucleotide messenger RNA. It is a transcript of the gene CARD10, whose product is annotated as caspase recruitment domain family member 10. Gene Ontology annotation, biological process: regulation of apoptotic process. The record is from RefSeq and is a predicted model, not a curated record. Gene Ontology annotation, molecular function: protein binding. The transcript has 21 exons. Bases 1833 to 4979 code for a protein of 1048 amino acids. NCBI's taxonomy places the organism in Eukaryota, Metazoa, Chordata, Aves, Cuculiformes, Cuculidae.
GAGAAACAGUGAAGCCCUUUGAGAAGAUUUUCCCAACUACACAGGCUGUACCCCUGGGACUGAGGAAAUUUAAGGCAGUGCAUGAGCAGUGGUAUGGAGGUUGCGACUGGCUGUCCCUUCGCCUGGCUUUCCUCUUAGGGAGGAAGAAAAAGGCUUUCCCCAAAACACAUACUCUCCCUCAGACCUCUGACUUCCCUUGAUGUGCCUCAGUUUCCCCUGCUUGCAAAGCAGCUUUGUCGGACCUAUGCCACAAAUGCAGGCUGAGGAUUUCCCUCCCAGGCAGCAUCUCCUCCCAGAGUGAUGCCCUGCCUGGCUGCCUUGGCUCCCGAGGCAAGAAACCUCUCCCUUUAUUUUGCUAUUCAGAUGAACCCUUGGGGAGAGGGUGAGGCCUGGGGACUGCAUGCUUUUCGGGAAGGAGGGGCAGCAGGGAGGGAAAGUGCAAUAUUUGUAUAUUUGUUUGUUGUCCUCUGGCUGGUCCCUGUGUGCUGGGCAGACAUGUUGGAGCAGCAGGGAGAUGGGCAUGCAGGGUGAGCUGAUGCCUUGCAGCCACGGGAAACUGAGGCAUAGCAAUUCAGGUGGCUGCUAGAGGUUGGAGGAGAAUGCAGGAGGGGUGCUUGUACUCAUACGAGUCCCAGAGGUGCUGGGGGGCAGGCAGGGAGGCCGCAGCUGUGCGUGGACAGCAGGGUCAUGACCUCCGUAGUCAGCAGGCAGGACACCCUGAUCAACAGCUCCCCCAGCAGCGUGUGUAGCAAGAGGGAGAGAGCAGGGUGGGGAAAAGAGAGGAUCUGGGACAUGGGGCACCUCGGAGCAUCAGUGGUCUCAGUGUCUGCCUGGGGAUGUGUCCUUCCCCGGGCUCAGUUCCCGCUCAUGGGCUGGGGAACAGGAUGGAGCUGGGUCCCUUCAGCAGGGCCGGCUGUGCAGGGCAGCAUGCCAAGAGGUGAUGAAGUCUCACAUCCAUCACUCCCUGCAUGCCAGGACACCCCUACUGCACGGUUAUGUCCGUCUCCUCAAUGCUGCCUGCCUCCCUUGCCUGUCCCCAGGUCACCUCAGAGCAGGUAGGCUGGUGCCAGGGUGGCAAAGCCUCUGGCAAGGUGGAGCCAGAGGCCAUGGAGCUACUUUCCUGGCUGGCUACACGCUUUUGCCUUGCCCUGGACUUGUUUGCUCACCCGGGCCCCUCUUAUCUGCCAGGGGUCAAUGCCUGGGGAAGGGAAAACAAACCUCCCCCAGUAGCUCCCAGCACCAUUGGCUGCCUCUUGGGGUGGCAGUGGCUGGUGGCUUCCUGCUGGCCCCCAUCUCUUUGGCUCAUGCUUAUAUCUGCCUCCUGCUCACAGGUGAACUGCCUCGAAGCUGGGAUGAGCCAGACAUGUGUCAGAUUUGGGGUGGGAGCACAACCACAGAGUAAUUUCCUUCCUCUGGCAGAAGACCACCCAUAGACACUGCAUCAAGGCCAUCCUGGGCUGCAAGUUAAGUCAUCAAGGUGGUCCCUGCAGCACAAUGGGGGCUUGGGACCACAGGGAAAGAGACCUUAUUUUUGAGCUGUCCUUGGGUCUCCCAGGAAGGCACGUGACCCCAGGAGAGGGCUGAGCUACAGCCCUCAAGUUUUCCUUUCCCUCCAUGCAUUGGAGUUGCUGAGAGGUCUGUACCCCUCAGCAGUGGUGCCUGCAUGAUGUGGCGCAGACAGGGAUGAUCUGAGGGGUGGCCCCCACCUCAGGUUCCCCCCUACUCCCUCUUAGAGGUUCCCCCCUCCCCAGCAUAGCUGCCCUGCAGACCCCUGCAGGGGACCGAGGCUGGCAUCACCCUGGGGAUGGGGUUGGGAGGUGAGGGAAAGGGGAAUGCAGGAAGAGACCACCCCCUGCUCCCUGUAUGGAGAACUAUUGAGCUGGGAGCCAGAAGGAGCCCUGGAGGAUGCCUCUCUCCAAGCCUGCACCCUCUCAGAGCAGGAGGAGGAAGAAGACACCAUCUGGGAGAAGAUUGAGAGUGCACGGCACCAGCUGACCCGUUCCCUAAACCCUGCAAAGCUCACCCCAUACCUGCGCCAGUGCCGCGUGAUAGAUGAGCAGGAUGAAGAGGAAGUGCUGAAUUCAUGCCGAUUCCCUUGCAAAAGCAACCAGACAGGUUACUUGAUGGACAUCCUCCGGCGCCGUGGGAAGCGAGGCUAUGAAGCCUUCCUGGAGUCUUUAGAGUUCUACUACCCAGAGCACUACACCCGGCUAACCGGGAGGGAGCCAGCCCAGCGCUGCUCUAUGAUCCUGGAUGAGGAAGGCCCUGAGGGACUAACUCAGUUCCUGAUGAUGGAGGUGAAGAAGGUUAGGGCUCAGCGGCAGGAGCACCUGCUGAAGGAGCACCAGCUCCAGGUUAAAAACCAGGCGUUGGAGCAAGAGCAGACCCGGCUGCAGCAGCAACUGCAGGAGCUCCUGAAGGUGCAGGAGCGUUACCAGCGGUUGAGAGAGGAGUGGGACUCCAACAGUGUGGAGCUGCUGAGGCUGAAGGAUGAGAACUACAUGAUGGCCAUGCGCUAUGCACAGCUCUGCGAGGAGAAGAACAUGGCCGUACUGCGGAGCCGGGACCUGCAGCUGGUGGUAGACCAGCUGAAAUGCAAAGUGACCAGCCUUGAAGAGGAGUGCAGCCUGCUGCGGAAACAGGCAUCUGUGCCUCCCCAGCGAGAGGCAGAGGAGCGAGGCCACUCUGAUGCCAUGUCCGAACUGUGGGCUGAGAACCAGCGGCUUACAGCAUCGCUACAGGAGCUGCAGGGCAUGUUGCAGACACCCGGCAAGGGCCCAGUGCCGGGCUCCGAGCAGAUUAUGCUGGACAUCCUGGAGCAUGACUGGAAGGAAGCCCAAGACGACCGGCAGGAUCUCUGUCAGAAACUCAACUCCCUGCAGAAUGAACUGCAGUGGGCUGAAGAGCUGAGGGAUAAGUACCUCCAGGAGGUGGAAGAUCUGCAGCUGAAAUACCGGACACUGCAGAAGGACUGUGAUCUCUACAAGCAUCGUAUGAACACGGUGUUGCUGCAGCUGGAGGAGAUCGAAAAAGAACGGGACCAGGCAAUCCAGAGCCGUGAUGGGGUGCAGCUACAAUACUCCCAGAGCUUGAUUGAGAAGGACCAGUACCGCAAACGCGUACGGACCCUGGAAGAGGAGAGGGAUGAACUCUUAAGCAAGCUGAGCCAGGCAGAAGGGCUGAACAGCACGCUGGAGGUGCAGCUGCAGCGAUGCCAAGGCAGCCGCAGCCAGAGCAAGAUGUGCAGCUCUUCCUACUCCCUUUGCUCCAACCUCAGCAGCACCUGGAGUCUUGUAGACAACUGUACCAGCUUUACAACUGGACUUGUGGAUGCACUGGGAGCCAUCCCGUUCCCAGGGGAUUCAGCUGUUCAGAGCAUGGAUGUUACUCCUGACAGCGAGAAGGAUAUCAAUCGCCUUUCCACCUUUCCCUUCCCACCUUGUAUUGGCUCCAUCCUCCGUCGUCAACGGGAAGAUAGGUGCAUGCCAUACAAAAGCUUGUCCUGUGGCUCCUUUAGCAGCAUUGAAGAUGCAACAGGCAGUGGUUUUGCUAGUGCCUCGCUUGGGGCCUUGUCCUCUUCUUCCAGCAGCACCUGUGCCAGAGUGAAGUCGGAGAUCUGCUUGUCCACACUUCCCAGCCGCAAGGAGAUCACUAGGAGGUCACUGGUGGUACAGCUCACUAGCAUGGGUCACCCCCAAAACCUCUCACCCCAGGAAAAGAGGCUCAGAGAAGACAUCUCUAUCCUUGGAGGGAACAGCACAGGAAUUUAUGUCCACUGGGUCAAGCCUGGCUCACGGGUUGAGGAUGCAGGACUCAGGGAAGGGUGCCGGCUCAUUGAGCUGAGGGUGCCGUCGAUGAAGGAAGAGGUUCUUUCCCUGGAGAACUGCACACGAGAGGUUGCCUACCUGAGCCUGCUGCAUUGGGAUGAGCCCUCCAGUCUUGUCUUUCAGAUGGACCCGGAAGGAUACCAGCCUCUGCGGGAAGCCCUAGAAGAAGGGAAGAAGUUUUCUGGAGACUCAUUUUAUGUACGCACCAACCUGUCUCUCCUGGAGCUGUCAGACCCUUAUGCGCUGUGUGUCAAGUGUCGGGAGAUCCUCCACAUCACAGACACCAUGCACAAAGGGCGGCUGGAGUGGUACUGUUCCCGUGUCGAUCCCUUGACCAUGCGGGACCUGGACAAGGGGACAGUCCCCAACUAUAGCAGGGCUCACCAGCUUUUGAAGAUCCAGGAGAAGGGCCAAAUGCCUGGGCAGCAGAGGGGCCACAGAAAUAACCUAAAGAAACGGGCCUUGGACCAACUGCGCAUGGUGAAAUCCAAACCACAGAGGAGCCCAGAACAGCCCCCUCAGCAGCUCUGGCUGGACCCCUGCUCAGACCCGGACAAGAGCCUGAAGCCUUACAGCCUGGUGCGCCCUGUAGUGGUCAAGACACCCCGUCCUGUGGUGCUGUCACCUAACUGCAUUGUGCCAAGGCUUGUUAGGAACCUGCUAGAUUUGCCCACUUCUCGUCUAGACUUCCAUGUGUGUCCAGCAGAAAAGCUGGCAGAAGGGGAUCCCAACACAACCCAUGGUCAGGAGCACCUUGUGUCUAGAAGUGCCCUCCAGGACCGGAGGGAGAGAAAGCAAAUCCGCAUGAUCCGGGAGGCAAUGGAGAAGAAUAAACACUGCCUGCUAGAGCUGGGAGUUCAGAGUGUGAGGGAUCUAAUUAAAAGCAAAAUAUACCCCAUUGUUAUCCAUGUUGAGGUCACAGAGAAGAAUGUUAGAGGACUCAGGAGCUUGCUGGAGAAGCCAGGCCAACGGGACUCGGAGGUGCUGAAGGUGUGCCGCAACACGGAACAGGCUCUUCACGCUCUGCCCUGCUCCUGGGCCCGUGUGGAGCCCCAUGCCUGGAGCCACGCUGAGGAGCUGCCCAAAGUGGUCCGGGGAUGCAUCUUCCAGGAGCAAACCCGUCCGCUGUGGAUUGAGGAGGGUGAUGACUGAGCUGAGAGUAGUGGUGCAGGCACUGCCAGCUACUGUCCCCAAGAGUUGUUCUCGGAGGUUCCUGCCUCUCAGAGCUCCUCCAGGUAGCAUCUCCUUUCUCCUCAAGGGGAUGCCAGCAGCAGAAGCCCCUUAAGGGUAGACUUUCUGGUCCCCUUGAGGCCACCAAGAGCUGGGGAGUAACACGUGCUGACUCCCUACUCUGCGUUUUCUGUAUUUUACUAGAGAUGUCUUCCACUGUCAUGGUGGAAAUUGCCCUCAUGGGCUGUUCCUCAUCAUUUUGGGAUGCCCUUGACUUUGGUACAUGGUCAGAUUGCCAGAUCUGGAAUGUGUAGAAACCGUGUGGAAUCAGGCUGUGUAGGAGCAUUUCUCAGACACAUUUGAAGCCCUUUUCCCACCACCUCUGCCCUGCAGCACUGUGUGCUCCAGGUCUCCUCUUCCCCUGUCUACCUCACCUCUGGCCCCACAGUGCAGGGAGCAUGGCUGGAGUGACACUAAGCUUGCAACCAACCCUUGUUUUAUAGAAGCUGUAUUCUUUAUUGCUUGUAAAUUAUUAAUGGAGCGUUUUAUUGGCAAACUGCAUAUAAAGGAGAAUUA